Molecule: messenger RNA, 2448 nt
Organism: Topomyia yanbarensis
Lineage: Eukaryota; Metazoa; Arthropoda; Insecta; Diptera; Culicidae
Product: homeobox protein homothorax-like
Exons: 9
Coding region: 1429-2433 (334 amino acids)
Source: RefSeq, a predicted model, not a curated record
UUUGCCUUCGAAACGCGUACGACGUGUUUACGAACGUCGCUCUCGCUCUUUAUGUAUUCAAUCGUCUAAAAGUAUAUCGAUAACAGUAUACCAAUAAUCAUUUAUUACUGUACUUCGGAAAAUUUACACAAAUAUAUACAUAUAUAUAUAUAUAUAUAUACGUAUAUAUAUUAAAAAAUUAAUAUCUAUCAGCGUUAUUGAUAUCAGUGAAGAUUCUUCCGCAACGAAUGAUCAGAUAAUCUUUCCCAAAAAAAUCGUUUCGAUGCGACUGGUUGUGUGUCAUUUUGCGACAACAGUGAUCGGAGUAGAAUGUUGGAAUAAAAACGGAUAUCUCAAUGAUAUAAAAUUAGUUCGCGAAGCGUGUGCAAAUUUACCGUAGGCCUUUUUGCGGUAAUGUGCUGAGUAAAACAACGUCCAGUGAGUCUUCACUAUCAAUGAAGACCAUGAUUACUAAAACCUCUUGUUGUUUUUUUACUCAAACCGGACGCGUGAUCUGAUCUAUCUUUAUGCCGUUAGAGAAGUGUUAUAGAUGAGAGAAGGAGCUAACAAGAGAGUUAAAAGAGGAGGCUAUAGAACAUAGGGAUUGUCGUCGUCGCACAGCAUCAUACCACACCCACACUCACGGUACUGAAUAUGAUGUCUCCAACUUGAAAGCCAGCGAUCCGCGUGAGUGUGAUAAAUCAUUUCUCGCCUAUAACAUGCUUAACCGACGACAUUGUGAAAAGAACUUUUCUUGUUCAUUGAACCGCAAUGCAAGUAAUUGAAAUUCGUAUUUACGGCUGCUGAAAAUCUACCACUACGGUAAACGGCGUUAUAAGCUUGUGUACUGUGUCGAACAUUUUCGCAUUAUUAUAAAAAAGAAACAUCGAUUGUUCGUUAGAUCGUCCUGAAACGGAAAUACAAACAUACGUAGUUUUUUGCUAUAAUUACAAAAAUAGUGCAGAAAAGCAAACUGAUACUGUGAUUCUAGUUAUUUAAAAAGUGGAAUAUUAUAAAAAUCAUUAAAAACAAAGGAUAUACACAAUUUCGAAAAGUUGAAAGUCAUAUUGAGUGAGUAAAGUAAAGGCCAUUGUGUGCGCGUGUUUUUGUCCAUAAAAAUCCCAGAUUUUUUGAAAUCUCGUGAGAAAAAUUGGUGCAAUUGUGCAGAUGUAGAAGUUAACAUGAUUUUGUUAAUCUUAAUUUAAACCGUCAAAAGUUUUUUCACCGAUGUUUCUGACCAAAGAAAUCUGCUAUUCCUUAUGAUUUACCAAGAGCGAUAUCGGUAUUAUAAAAAGCACAAAAAUAAAUAAGCUAAAGAAUAGCAACUGGUAGCGCUUUGCGAAUUGGUUACUAAAUCAGAGACAUUUGUGAAGUGAUUGUGUGUUUUAGUGAAGAAACAUCUCUGUAGCGGCAGGAAUUAGGAUUGACGGUCGUUCGUGUAAAGAUUUGAUGGCGCAGCCUAGGUAUGAUGAUGGCCUACAUGGCUACGGAAUGGACGGUAGCGCAGCUGCUAUGUAUGACCCACACGCUGGUCACAGGCCACCAGGGUUAUCAGGAUUACCUCCUCAUCAUUCACCUCACAUGAAUCAUGCUGCGGCUGCAUCAGUCGGCAUUCAUGGUUAUCAUGGAACCUCUAGUCAUGUAUCACCAGCCACAAGUCACAUGGGUGCAGUGCAGCCAGAUGUGCAUAAACGUGAUAAAGAAGCUAUUUAUGGACACCCGUUAUUCCCUCUACUGGCACUAAUCUUUGAAAAAUGUGAGCUUGCAACGUGUACACCUCGAGAACCAGGUGUAGCGGGUGGUGAUGUGUGUUCCUCUGAUUCUUUUAGUGAAGAUGUGGCAGUCUUCAGCAAACAGAUACGACAAGAAAAACCCUUUUAUGUGGCGGAUCCCGAAGUAGACUCACUUAUGGUGCAGGCUAUUCAAGUACUACGGUUCCACCUCCUAGAACUUGAAAAAGUGCACGAAUUAUGCGAUAAUUUCUGCCAUCGAUAUAUUUCAUGUUUAAAGGGUAAAAUGCCAAUAGAUUUAGUGAUCGACGAACGGGACACCACCAAACCACCAGAAUUAGGUGGUGCCAAUGGAGAGGGUAGAAGUAAUGCAGAUUCAACAUCACAUACAGAUGGAGCUAGCACACCAGACGUUAGACCACCGAGCUCAUCGAUAUCGUACACUGGAAUCGUGAAUGAUGACGUACGAUCACCAGGGUCUGGAAGUACACCAGGACCUUUAUCAACGCAACCUCCCCCCGGUCACGACACGCCCGAUCCUGGUGAAAAUAGUGAUUUUUUGGAAAAAUCGACCCCGUUUCCAAAAAGAAGAAUUUUUUUAAUCGAUCGUUCAAGGACACCACAGAUGGUAAGUUCGUUCAAAAAUAAAUCAAUAGUAAUAUUAACACAAAGUUAUUCACCACAAUUCCUAGGCAAGUAUUGCAAUUCAUUACAUUCUAUUUAAACUUUGGACUUUAAA